Cutaneotrichosporon cavernicola is the source of this 810-nucleotide messenger RNA. RefSeq lists its product as uncharacterized. The transcript has 2 exons. Lineage: Eukaryota; Fungi; Basidiomycota; Tremellomycetes; Trichosporonales; Trichosporonaceae. Gene Ontology annotation, cellular component: ribosome; mitochondrion; small ribosomal subunit. Gene Ontology annotation, biological process: translation. The record is from RefSeq and is a predicted model, not a curated record. Gene Ontology annotation, molecular function: structural constituent of ribosome. Bases 1 to 810 code for a protein of 269 amino acids.
AUGGCGACAAAACGGGCUCUCGGCGUGCUCCGUACAAGCAACAGCGUAGCCUCGUCCUCUAGGGGACUGGCCACGACUAUGAUUUCGCGAGACGAGCUCUCCCGCGCCCAAGUAUCCGACCCCUCCCCCGUCGACAUGGGCCCCAAGGCCGACAAGCUUCGCCUCGAGUUCCCCCCCCUCAACCGCGUCCCCCAAACCCACGGUGUCCACGUUGCCACGCUCCACCUCCGCGCCCACUACCCCUUUGCUCUGGACAUUCAAAGUCGGAUUGCGAUGCAGGCCGCUUCGUCGCUCAAGAUUCCUACUUCUGGAGUCGCGUCCUUGCCCACCAAGACGGAGCUUACGACCGUUAUCAAGGGUCCGUUCGCGCAUAAGAAGAGCCAGGAGAACUUUGUGCGCAAGACGCAUAAGCGCGCGAUCAAGGUGUUUGAUGCCGAGCGCGAUGUACUCGACCUCUGGCUCAGGUACCUCCGCAAGAAUGCUAUGGGGGGCGUGGCGAUGAAGGCUUACGUUCACGAGUAUGCCGAGUUUGGAUUCGGCGCAAAGGAGAUGGCAAACCUCGAGAACAUGCUGGCGGGCGGUAAGGUCGCGGCUGCGGCCGAGGAGAUUGUCAAGGCUUUUGGCGGGCUCGAGUUUGAGGAUGCAAAGGCCCAGCCUGUCAAGGAGGUCGAGGCCAAGGCUGAGGCCACCGAGGAGGUCAAGGCCGAGGAGAGUGUGGAGAAGACCGAGGCCACCGAGGCCGCCGAGACCGCCGACGCUGCCAACGCUGCCGAGCCAGCAACGGCCGAGACCAAGGACACUCUGGCAUAG